This is a messenger RNA of Jatropha curcas, 1178 nucleotides long. RefSeq names its product RAB GTPase homolog A1D (gene RABA1D). Lineage: Eukaryota; Viridiplantae; Streptophyta; Magnoliopsida; Malpighiales; Euphorbiaceae. Gene Ontology annotation, molecular function: GTP binding; GTPase activity. The record is from RefSeq and is a predicted model, not a curated record.
CUUUCUCCAAAUUUCCCCUCUGGCAUACAGAGAGGCAAAGCGGACAGCAGUCUCACCCAUUUCCAACUCGUUCCUAGGCCAAAAGGGUCAAAGAAACACACAAAAAGCUUUUAUAUUUGAGUGUUUUUAUAAAUUACAAGAGAAAAUCACUCUUUCUCUCUGUUACCUCUUCCUUUCUUUCAAGCAAAGCAAGAGGAGAAGUGAUGGCUGGUUAUAGAGCUGAAGAUGACUACGAUUACCUUUUUAAGGUGGUGCUUAUCGGUGAUUCUGGUGUGGGGAAGUCCAAUCUGCUCUCAAGGUUCACUCGCAAUGAGUUUAGCUUGGAAUCUAAGUCCACUAUUGGAGUAGAGUUUGCUACUCGCAGCUUGAACGUUGAUGGCAAAGUCAUCAAGGCCCAGAUUUGGGACACUGCUGGCCAAGAGAGGUACCGUGCCAUAACUAGUGCUUACUACCGAGGAGCCGUGGGUGCACUACUUGUAUAUGAUGUCACCCGACACUCAACAUUUGAAAAUGUGGAGAGGUGGCUAAGGGAAUUAAGGGAUCAUACAGACCCCAACAUUGUGGUCAUGCUAAUAGGUAAUAAAUCAGAUCUCCGCCACCUUGUGGCUGUCUCAACUGAGGAUGGGAAAUCCUUUGCAGAGAGAGAGUCACUCUACUUCAUGGAAACUUCUGCUCUGGAAGCUACAAACGUGGACAAUGCAUUCGCUGAAGUGCUUACUCAGAUCUACCGUAUUGUAAGCAAGAAGGCCAUGGAAACUGGUGAUGAAAAUGCUGCUUCUGCUGUCCCUUCCAAAGGAGAGAAAAUUGAUGUCAGUAAAGAUGUGUCUGCUAUGAAGAGAGUAGGAUGCUGCUCAAGCUAGGAGUUUAGUCUGCAUUCAAUUGUUACGAAGGAUGGAGCUGGUUUGUUUCGCUGCAUCUAAUUUUAUGUACACCAUUAUUGUGUAAAAUUUUCUGAAAUAUGGCAACAGUAGGAGAUUGAGAUUGGUUUUUAUUUUGAUUUAAGAUCUUUUCCUUCGACUGUUAUUUCUAGCUGACAGGGAGCUUAAUUAGGAACAAGGUAUUUUACACUAUUGCUUUCAAAAAGUCCAAAUCCGCACCAAGCUAUCUAUUUAGUUGUAUUAAGGUAAUGUUUGGAAUUACAUUUUCUGCAUCAAUUGAUAGGUAAUUCAAUUAAAUUA